AUGAGCCAACCUAACACCGAGGAAGUAGGAUCCAAACAAAGAGGGACUACUGGAAAAAGGAAGAAGCUGGACAUGGAUUCAUCAACGGAAGAGGGGGAAACUCGGAAGAAAGAUAGGACUGAGGAUCAACAACUGGUAAAAUCGAUACACAAAGUGCUAAAAGCAGUAAAAAAGGUAAAAGAUUUAAUUGACAAAACAAACAAUACAAGAGGAGACAUACGAAACGCUACAAGGGAACUAGGACAUCAAGCUGAAAAGCUUAGCUUUGAUCUGGAAGGUUGGGAUAUACCGAGGCUGAAAGAAACUAAGGAAUUUUGCACGCAAACCGAGGAGGAGGAUAUACCUGGGGUUAAAGAAAAAAUUAACAUCGACAAUAUGAACAUAAAUAUUAAAGGAGUUCGUAAAAUAGGGGAAGGUGAUCUGCAAAUCACAAUUCAAGAAGGAAACGAGAAAGCCAGAAUUCUGGAAAAGGAGCUGAAACAAAAUUGCAAUGCGACAGAAAUUACAACGAGAAGCAGCGGCAAGACCCUUUACCUUCUAGGAAUAGACCCAACUGUUGGCGAGGAAGAAAUAAAAGUAAACCUAUGGAAAACCCUUAACAUAGACAAGGAUAGCAUAGAUGUAAGAGCGAUUAGAAAAUCCAGGUUGGAGAAUAACAUGGCGAUAGUAGUUAUGCCAGGGUCAGUGUUAGAGAACGGAUAA
Molecule: messenger RNA, 702 nt
Organism: Phyllotreta striolata
Lineage: Eukaryota; Metazoa; Arthropoda; Insecta; Coleoptera; Chrysomelidae
Source: the annotation of a GenBank genome assembly